AUGGCGGCAGUCUCGCAUCAUAUGCACCUGCAUCGCCUUCUGUCAGCGGGACGACAGAGAAGGCCCCAUGUGGCAGCCCUGACCCAUGCAUACAGCACCAAGGAAGAGGGCUCUGCAAGGCCAAUUGGCCGGUACCCUGUACCCAAUAAGAAGGAUAUGCCAUAUGAUAUUGUGGAGCUCAUGGAGGAAGUGGAGAUGAAGACUGGAUUUUUGCCUAAUGUGUUCAAAGCCAUGUCUCACCGGCCUGCUGAAUUCAGAGCAUUCUUCGCUUAUUACAAUGCCAUUAUGAACAAAGACACGGGUCGGCUCAGCAAGGCAGACAAAGAGCUCAUAAUUGUGGCCACAAGUGUUGUGAACAGAUGUCCCUACUGCGUGGUGGCACAUGGAGCUCUUCAUCGGAUAUAUUCCAAGCAGCCAGCACUGGCCGAUCAGGUCAUCGUGAACUGGAAGCUGGCGGAGCUGAGCGGCCGGGAGCUGGCCAUGCUGGAGUUCGCGCUGGCGGUGUGCCGCGCCGACAACAUCACCGAGGAGCACUUCGAGCGGCUGGAGGCGCACGGCUUCGACCGCGAGGACGCCUGGGACAUCGGCAUGAUCGCCGCCUUCUUCGCCAUGUCCAACCGCAUCGCCCACUACAUCGACCUGCGCCCCAACGCCGAGUUCUACACCAUGGGCCGCACGCCCCGCGAAGAGAAGGAGAAAGGGAAAAGCGAGCAGGCCUGAGGUGCGCUGGGGCGCUGCGCCUCUGCGAGGGCUCGGUCGAGCUCUCCCCUGAGCUCGCGUGCCCGUUUCUGGUUGUUUUUAAGCAUUAAUACCAGAUUCUGACCACCAGAGGCGACUCCCAGUUCUUUUCCCCGGAGGGCUCUUUUGACUGGAUGGCAAUUCGAGUGCCUGCCAAGGCUUGCAGAGCAGCUGCCACACAGUAAUU
Messenger RNA from Nothoprocta perdicaria, 925 nucleotides. RefSeq lists its product as uncharacterized. The record is from RefSeq and is a predicted model, not a curated record. The transcript has 5 exons. Gene Ontology annotation, molecular function: peroxiredoxin activity. NCBI's taxonomy places the organism in Eukaryota, Metazoa, Chordata, Aves, Tinamiformes, Tinamidae. The coding region runs from base 1 to 720 and encodes 239 amino acids.